This is a messenger RNA of Jaculus jaculus (lesser Egyptian jerboa), 816 nucleotides long. RefSeq names its product TNF receptor superfamily member 4 (gene Tnfrsf4). Gene Ontology annotation, molecular function: tumor necrosis factor receptor activity; protein binding. The transcript has 7 exons. Bases 1 to 816 code for a protein of 271 amino acids. The record is from RefSeq and is a predicted model, not a curated record. Gene Ontology annotation, biological process: inflammatory response. NCBI's taxonomy places the organism in Eukaryota, Metazoa, Chordata, Mammalia, Rodentia, Dipodidae.
AUGUGCGUGGGGGCUCAGCAGUCUGCAGCCCUUCUGCUCCUGGGACUCAUGCUUGCAGCCGCAGCCAGGCUCAACUGUAUCGGGAACACCUACUCCAAUGGGUAUAGGUGCUGUCGUGAGUGUCAACCAGGCAAUUGGCUGGUGAGCCGCUGUGAUCAUACCCAGGACACUGUGUGCCAACCGUGUGCACCUGGCUUCUAUAACAAUGCAGUCAACUACAAUUCCUGCAAGCAGUGUACACAGUGCAACCAGGGAAGUGGGAGCGAAGUCAAACAGAAAUGCACACCUACCCAGGAUACUGUGUGCCUCUGCGGGCCAGGAACCCAGCCCCGGCAGGACAGCAACCACAAGCCUGGAGUUGACUGUGUUCCUUGUCCUCCUGGUCACUUCUCUCCAGGCAACAACCAGCCAUGCAAGCCCUGGAACAAUUGCACCUUGUCUGGGAAGCGGACCCAGCGCCCAGCUAGUACCAGUUGGGAUGCUGUCUGUGAGGAAAGAAGCCCUCCAACCACAGUGUCCUCAGAGACCGAGGGUCCCACAGCCAGGCCUACCACUUCCCAAUCCACCACAGUCUGGUCUAAGACUUCUCAGGGGUCCUCUACACCCCCCUUAGAGGUCCCUAGGGGUCCUGUACUGAGUGCUCUUCUGGGCUUAGGCCUGGGUCUACUGGUCCCUUUGACCACUCUGCUGGUCCUGUACCUGCUCCGAAAGACCUGGGGGUGGCCUCAUGCCCCCAAGGUCCCUGGCAGAAACAGUUUCCGGACCCCCAUCCAGGAGGAGCAAGCUGAUACACAUUUCACCCUGGCCAAGAUCUGA